AUGUCGGACAAAGAAUUUGCUGGCAGUGACGAGCUCACUCUGCCCCGGGCCACCGUCCAAAAGAUCAUUACCGAAGUACUGGCCAAUGACCAGGGAAUGUCGUUCGCCAAGGAGACUCGCGACUUGCUCAUAGAAUGCUGCGUCGAAUUUAUCACCAUGAUCUCCUCCGAAGCCAACGAGAUUGCUGAAAAGGACGCAAAGAAGACAAUCGCAUGCGAACACAUUACCAAGGCCUUGGAAGAGUUAGGAUUCAAUGAAUACAUCCCGGACUUGCUCGAGGUCGCACAGCAGUUCAAGUCGCAGCAGGCGAGUCGCGAGAAGAAGCAAAGCAAGAUCGAGCAGUCUGGCAUGACUGAAGAGGAACUGCUUAGACAGCAGGAAGAGCUGUUCAGAUCAGCGAACGAGAAGUUCAACGCUGGACCUGCCGAACCCGCCGAGCCCGCAGCAUAA
This is a messenger RNA of Aureobasidium namibiae CBS 147.97, 450 nucleotides long. RefSeq names its product histone-fold-containing protein. Gene Ontology annotation, biological process: negative regulation of transcription by RNA polymerase II; chromatin remodeling; RNA polymerase II preinitiation complex assembly. Gene Ontology annotation, molecular function: protein heterodimerization activity; core promoter sequence-specific DNA binding; general transcription initiation factor activity. The record is from RefSeq and is a predicted model, not a curated record. Gene Ontology annotation, cellular component: negative cofactor 2 complex. Bases 1 to 450 code for a protein of 149 amino acids. The transcript is spliced from 4 exons. NCBI's taxonomy places the organism in Eukaryota, Fungi, Ascomycota, Dothideomycetes, Dothideales, Saccotheciaceae.